This is a messenger RNA of Thlaspi arvense, 2839 nucleotides long. The record is from the annotation of a GenBank genome assembly. Lineage: Eukaryota; Viridiplantae; Streptophyta; Magnoliopsida; Brassicales; Brassicaceae.
CAGAAAAGGACCUAAAAUGGCGGGAUUCCAAAUUUAACAAUAUUUACAGCAAAAAAAAAAUCCCUCUCUCCAAUUUGAGCGAUCCGAUUGUGACUCUCUCUCUCUCUCUUUCUCUGGUUUUCGUUUUAAUAUCUUUCUGGAGAAAAUUUUGAUAGAAAGUGCAACGAAAAAGCAAGAAGGUGGCAAAAGCAUUGACAAUCCUCACUUAAUUACCACUGAGGCUCAAGCUCAAUCUCUCCUUAGCACAGUUCUGCUAGAGAAUCAAAUUAAUAUUUCAGUUGGUCAAGAUCCUGAUUCCAAAUGCUCUCUGCACCAGCAAGUGAGAAACGGUUGUGGCUGCACGAGUGAAAACAAAGAUCAAGAUACAAUGGAGAAGAAGAAGUAUCCGAUUGGGCCAGAGUAUUACACCCUUUACGAGGUGAUCGGACAAGGUGUUAGUGCUUUAGUGCACCGUGCUCUGUGCAUUCCCUUCGAUGAAGUCGUUGCUAUUAAGAUUCUUGAUUUUGAACGAGAUAACUGCGAUCUGAACAACAUUUCUCGUGAAGCACAGACGAUGAUGCUUGUUGAUCAUCCCAAUGUGUUGAAAUCACAUUGCUCUUUUGUUAGUGACCACAAUCUGUGGGUCGUGAUGCCAUACAUGUCUGGUGGUUCUUGUCUUCACAUACUAAAAGCAGCAUAUCCUGACGGUUUUGAGGAAGCUAUUAUAGCGACAAUAUUGCGUGAGGCGUUGAAGGGAUUAGACUAUCUCCAUCAGCAUGGCCACAUACAUCGGGAUGUCAAAGCCGGCAAUAUUUUGCUCGGUGCUCGAGGAGCAGUCAAGUUGGGAGACUUUGGUGUAUCUGCAUGUCUCUUUGAUUCAGGUGAUAGGCAACGGACGAGGAACACAUUUGUUGGGACACCUUGCUGGAUGGCCCCUGAAGUCAUGGAGCAGUUACAUGGUUAUGACUUCAAGGCUGAUAUUUGGUCGUUUGGCAUAACUGGGCUAGAGCUUGCACAUGGCCACGCUCCUUUCUCUAAAUAUCCGCCAAUGAAGGUUCUGCUUAUGACCUUGCAAAAUGCACCACCAGGGCUGGAUUAUGAAAGAGAUAGGAAAUUUUCUAGGUCGUUCAAGCAGAUGAUUGCCAGUUGUCUAGUGAAAGACCCUUCUAAACGCCCAUCUGCGAAAAAGCUGUUGAAACAUUCAUUUUUCAAGCAAGCAAGGUCAAGUGAUUACAUUGCACGAAAGCUUCUAGAUGGGUUACCAGAUCUUGUUAAUCGUGUUCAAGCAAUAAAGAAAAAGGAAGAAGAUAUGCUUGCACAAGAGAAAAUGGCGGAUGGAGAGAAGGAGGAACUGUCGCAGAAUGAAUAUAAGAGAGGUAUAAGCGGGUGGAAUUUCAAUCUCGAUGAUAUGAAAGCCCAAGCUUCAAUGAUCCAGGACAUAGACUGUGGUUUAUCAGAGAACAGUUUAUCCGGAAGUACCACUUCGUUGCAGGCUCUAGAUUCACAAGAUUUGCAUUCGGAGUCUCAGGAGGAUAUUAGUCAACUGGCAAAUAAGUAUCUCCAACCCCUAAUUCAUCGAACUCUAAGUAUCGUGAGGGAUAAAUCGGAUGAUGAUUCAAGUCUUGCCAGCCCCAGUUACGAUAACUAUGUGUAUUCCUCUCCCCGUCAUGAGGAUCUAUUUUUAAAUCAUUCAACUGCUGGUAGCACGCAAGCAGUCCAUUGGAAAUCAAUGGAUUCGACAUCUAUCCCAACCAAUCAACAACCAGAGAUUCUAGCAGAGAGUGAUAAAACCCAAGAUGUGCUUCAAAAUGGCAAUGGGAUACAUCUAACAGUUGGAGGAGAUGAAGUACCAACAGAGCUGACUGUUAAACCACCUAAAGCAGCAGAUGAACCUGAGGACAAAUCAAAGCCGCCAGUUGUGCAGCAAAGAGGGCGUUUUAAAGUAACUUCUGAAAAUCUAGACAUCGACAAGGUGGUGGCUCCAUCUCCAAUCCUGCAGAAGAGUCACAGCAUGCAGGUGCUCUGCCAACAAUCUUCUGCCUCACUGCCUCCCUCGGUUUCAGGAAGUGAUGUCACGUUGCCAAAUCUAACCAGCUCUUACGUUUACCCGUUGGUGUAUCCAGUUCUGCAAACCAAUAUAUUGGAAAGGGACAACAUUUUGCAUAUGAUGAAAGUGCUCACCAACAGAGAGUUGACAGAUGGACGUUCAGCUGACUCAGGAAGCGUUCAGCAGCCUAUUGUAGCUCCUACUGAGAAAUCAAUGCUUGAAGCAGCACAUGAAAGAGAGAAAGAGUUGCUCCAUGACAUAACCGACCUGCAAUGGAGGCUCAUUUGUGCUGAAGAAGAGCUGCAGAAAUACAAAACCGAACAUGCCCAAGUCUGAUUUCCUAAAAAACUUGAGAAGAUGUGUGGCCAAGUGUUAAAAAAACAAUAAGUAUUUUAAUAAGACAAUACAUCUAAUGAAGGUAAGAUUUGCUUUCAGUUGUUUUGUAAUUUGAUUCAUGGAUACAUCACUCCCUACUAUCAUCACUUCAUAUUAUGUUUUUUAGUCUUUUAGGUUUGUUUAAGGAAUUUGUGUUAUGUACCAUGGUGGCUAUUUUAUAACUAUGGUUACAUAAUGAUUUGUGUAAUGUUGAUACAAAAAGGGUUAUUGAGAAGCUUUUCCUAAUAUGACAGCUUAGACUUAGGGGUUUCGAUGCGUGUAAAUGAAUGCAUCUCUCACCAACUCAAUAGGACAACUAAGACUUGUCCUCAUGUAGCAUAGGCCAACACACAAUCCGUGAAUUCCAUUUCUGUCAUAAUUGCUUCUCUCUUUAAUGCUCAAAUGUGUACAUAUACUUUUUUCUAAUAUAAAAUUUAU